Molecule: messenger RNA, 494 nt
Organism: Ostrinia furnacalis (Asian corn borer)
Lineage: Eukaryota; Metazoa; Arthropoda; Insecta; Lepidoptera; Crambidae
Exons: 1
Coding region: 30-380 (116 amino acids)
Biological process (GO): vacuolar proton-transporting V-type ATPase complex assembly
Cellular component (GO): endoplasmic reticulum membrane
Source: RefSeq, a predicted model, not a curated record
UAUUAGCGACAUAAAAAUAAUCAUCUACAAUGGCUGAGACUGAUGAAGGUCCUUUGAUACCCAUGGAGACGAAGAGAGCAGCGCUAGCUCUGGCAAAUCUAUUUUUGUACAGUGUUGCAAUGUUCACACUGCCUUUCGUUGCAUUUUUCGGAAUGCGACACAUUCUGACUGAAUAUUACCCUUCAAAUAGUUUUGUAGUGACCGCAUGGUCAGUAAUUGCCGCAGUGGUGGUUGUAAAUACUAUAAUAUGUGUUUAUGCGUAUAAGGCGUACCAUGAGAAAGAGUAUGAUGAGCAUGGUAAUGAAGUUGACCAGCACUCUUACAAGCCUGCACCAGCUGCAGAAGCUGAGAAGAGCAGUUUAAAUUUAAAACAAGAUUGAUAUUGUUGUUUUUUCACAUUCCACUAACUUCAAAAUGUGGUUCAGUAUUGAUUAAUUUUAUGUAUUUUGAUUUCACAUGCAAAGAAAAUUUAGCUUUAUAGUUAUUAAAUUAUA